Molecule: messenger RNA, 744 nt
Organism: Pyrenophora tritici-repentis Pt-1C-BFP
Lineage: Eukaryota; Fungi; Ascomycota; Dothideomycetes; Pleosporales; Pleosporaceae
Biological process (GO): protein depalmitoylation
Cellular component (GO): cytoplasm
Molecular function (GO): palmitoyl-(protein) hydrolase activity; carboxylic ester hydrolase activity
Source: RefSeq, a predicted model, not a curated record
AUGGCGCCAGAAAGGAAACCACCUAUUAUCCUUCCCCCCUCGAACCCCGCAAGCGACAUCACUAAAUCAGCAGCCUUCAUCUUUGUACAUGGCUUCGGUGAUGAUGCAGAGGGUUUAGAAGGCAUAGCACGCCAAUUUCAAUCUGCUGCCAAACUACCACACAUUACUUGGGUCCUCCCGAACGCCCUACACAACCAUGAACUAGCAGCUACUGCAUGGUAUAUGCCAACAAGCCUAUCUCCUUAUCCACCCUCGCGGCCAGAGCUUGUAGAGGACGAAGAUAAAGACGGGAUAAUGGGUACUGUGGCUUAUAUCACGACCCUCGUCGACAAUCUAGUUGCACAGGGCGUACCAGAGAAAAGGGUUGUCGUGGGGGGCUUCUCCCAAGGCCAUGCCAUGGCUUUGCUGACGGGAUUGAUAUCGAAAUAUUCGGGUAGACUUGGAGGUUUGGUAGGACUAUCAGGGUAUCUGCCUUUGGCGGAGCAGAUAACACAGCUACGAGAAGAGGCUGGGCUACCGAAGGAAGCGAGGGACGAUGUGGAAAUCUUCUUAGCAAGAGGAACUGGAGAUAGGAUGGUACCGAAACGAUAUCACCGCUUAUGCUGUGAAGCAUUAUAUGAGCUGGGUAUUAAGGAAGAACAAGUGACUGUACACGAGUAUGAAGGUAUGGGACACGUUAUGAACGGAGCCGAGUUAAGAGACUUGUGUAGCUGGCUAGAGAAGGUGAUACCUGUGAUUGAUUAG